CAGUUGUAUGCUGCCCAACUUGCUGCGAUGCAAGUGUCUCCGGGAGGCAAGAUACCUGGCAUACCCCAGGGUAACCUUGGUGCUGCUGUAUCCCCUACCAGCAUCCACACAGACAAGAGCACAAACAGCCCUCCACCCAAAAGCAAGGAUGAAGUGGCCCAGCCUCUGAACCUUUCAGCCAAACCCAAGACAUCUGAUGGCAAGUCUCCCACAUCACCCACCUCCCCUCACAUGCCAGCUCUGAGAAUAAAUAGUGGGGCCAGUUCACUAAAAUCCUCCGUGCCAGCAACAUUAGCUAGUCCUUCGGCCAGAGCUAACACAAUAGACAUCCUUUCUUCUAUCACGUCGUCAGGUUAUUUAAAUGACCACGAUGCUGUUACCAAGGCGAUCCAGGAGGCCCGACAGAUGAAGGAGCAACUUCGGAGGGAACAACAGGUGCUGGAUGGGAAGGUGGCCGUUGUGAAUAGCCUGGGUCUCAAUAACUGCAGGACAGAAAAGGACAAAACAACACUGGAGACCCUGACUCAGCAACUGGCAGUAAAACAGGGCGAAGACGGGAAGUUUAGCCACGCAAUGAUGGAUUUCAACAUGAGUGGAGAUUCUGACGGAAGUGCGGGAGUUUCAGAGUCUAGAAUUUAUCGGGAAUCCAGAGGGCGUGGUAGCAAUGAGCCCCAUAUCAAGCGCCCGAUGAAUGCAUUCAUGGUGUGGGCUAAAGAUGAACGGAGGAAGAUCCUUCAAGCCUUCCCUGACAUGCACAACUCCAAUAUCAGCAAGAUACUAGGAUCUCGCUGGAAAGCUAUGACAAACUUAGAGAAGCAGCCAUACUAUGAGGAACAGGCGCGACUCAGCAAGCAGCACCUGGAGAAAUACCCAGACUACAAAUACAAGCCAAGGCCGAAGCGUACCUGCCUUGUAGAUGGCAAAAAAUUACGCAUCGGCGAGUACAAGGCUAUCAUGCGCAACAGACGCCAGGAGAUGAGGCAGUAUUUUAAUGUUGGGCAACAAGCACAGAUUCCCAUUGCCACCGCGGGCGUAGUUUACCCAGGAGCCAUUGCCAUGGCAGGGACUCCCUCCAUGCCUUCCCCGCAUCUGCCCUCUGAGCACUCGAGCGUGUCCAGCAGCCCGGAGCCCGGGAUGCCCGUCAUCCAGAGCACUUACGGCAUCAAAGGCGAGGAGCCUCAUAUCAAGGAAGAGAUGCAGACCGAUGACGUCAAUGGAGAAAUCUACGAUGAAUACGAUGAGGAAGAAGAUGACCCCGAUGCGGACUAUGGCAGUGACAGUGAAAAUCACAUUGCGGGGCAAGCCAACUGAUCAGGGUCCAAAUAUCUCGUGACCUACAGGACUUCAAGGAGGAAAGAAAAAAUAAAUAAAGCCCCAUCUGGUUUAUCCUUGCCAGUGGCCAAGCACAUUAACUUUCUCAUACACUGACUGUUACUUUAACUGUUAGUCUUAACUAGUUGGGACAUCAGCUGACUAAUAGACAUCAGCCUGCAUCAGAAGAAAAAAAGGCUCAGAAGAAAGGAAACAAAGACAACGACGACAACAACAACAGAAUGAUAUAAGCUAUGGGUAAAAUAAUGCCAGUAAUUCAGCUGCUAUACCCAAGCACUGAAGUCUUACCCGUCGACCUUUUAUUAUUAUUAUUUUUUUUUCAAAUAAACUUUAUGGCUGUUUGUUCUACAA
Messenger RNA from Balearica regulorum gibbericeps (East African grey crowned-crane), 1683 nucleotides. The record is from RefSeq and is a predicted model, not a curated record. Lineage: Eukaryota; Metazoa; Chordata; Aves; Gruiformes; Gruidae.